AUGGUGCUUGCUAUUUGCCUACUAAAUGAUGAUGAUGGGGAGUCCACGUCCACACAAGAUGCACCUUUGGAGGACUGUGGAGCCAGAUCUAAGACGAAUGAAGAGCCUCAGCAGCACGGCCAUUCUGAAACCUGUCAUCGAAGUUCGACGCUGAAAUCAGACCAAGAUGUUGGACAAGCCACGCUACGGAAACCCCCACCAUGUAUGCAUUGCAAGGUGCAACUGCAGACGGUUGAGGCGCUUCAGGGGCACUACCGUUCACGCGUCUGUCUUGAGACGUCGAUAAUCGACUCGGCUGACCGAGGUACUGGAGAGACCAUGUUACGGAAACCCCCACCAUGUAUUCAUUGCAAAGUCAAACUGCAGACGGUUGGGCAGCUUCAGGAGCACUACCGUUCACGCGUCUGUCAUCAGACGUCGACAGCAGAUUCAACGGAGCGAGGUUGA
This is a messenger RNA of Mesocestoides corti, 447 nucleotides long. The record is from the annotation of a GenBank genome assembly. Lineage: Eukaryota; Metazoa; Platyhelminthes; Cestoda; Cyclophyllidea; Mesocestoididae.